GAUAUAGAAUAGGUCUGUGUACUUUAGCUUUCCCGUUUCAUUGCGUUUCUUUCAAGUGGAGACGAUAUACCUAGCUAGGUUUCCAAACUCUAUAUUUCGAGCGCGUUACAUUUGGAGAACUUGAUUGUCUUAUUCAUUUCCUUGGUUUUGUUUGUUUGCUCGUUUGUUCUUCUCUGGUUUAUAUAUAUAUAUAUACACAUACACACAUACACACAUAUAUCGGAUUAUUUACUGUAGGAAAUCUUGCGAAUCUUUUCGUUUCGUCAUUCGUCAUUCGUCUUAUCUUUUUUGUUCUCCUCUUGUUCAUCUGAUAUUAAACCAAAGAGUUCGGACGAAAGAAGAAGAUAAAGUCAUGUAUUCGUAUACGUCAUGGUCUAGUUUGGUGCUGCUGGCCGGCUUGUUGGGAAAGAUGGAUGCGUAUCCAACACAAUCGUUUCUUGGGAUAAGUUCUUCGGAAUCCCACUCACUCUCCACCCACCAACAAUCACAACCACAACUACCACAAACUCCCCGCACUCUCUACACAACCCCAUCUUCCUCCUCCCCAGACCUCCACUCCUCCCGCUCGGGAACUAUAAACGUUCACCCACCCUUCUCCCACUCUUCCCCAUCUUCAUCACCCCUCUCCAUCCCCUUCACCCUCACAUCCACCUGUCCUAACCUCCACCUCGACUGGACCUGUCUCACCACCGAUCUCCUCACCAAUCUCCUCUUAAUCUACCCCUCGGGCCCAACUUCUAGUCCCUACUACAGAUUCUCCCCUGGCACUCCCUCUCAAGACUCUUCUUCUCCCUCAUCCUCCCCAUCAAAAGACACCUACACCAUCUCCUCCACCAUCCUCCUCCCCACCAAACAAGAAGAAACAGAAUUCAGAUCUUCCCUCUACAUCUCCAUCAUCCCCGCAUCUCACGCAGGCGUGGCGGGAAUAUCAAAGCGGGAAUGGAGAAGUUUUGUGGGUAUGUUGCAUGGAGUCAACAAGGGAUUAAAGAGAGAAAUGAAGGGAAUGGGAUGGGGAAGCUUGGAGAUGGAGGGAGAGUUUCCUUUGCUGAAAAUUGCGAACAAGAAGGGAGGGAAUAGAGGAGCGAGGAAAGAGAAGUUGGGACCCUCAGAUAUUAUUUUCCCUUCUUCUUCUUCUUCUUCCUCCGUAUCCGAGAAAACACCAGCGUAUUCACGUGAGGUAACCAGAUCCUGGGAAGAUGAGGAACAGGAAGAAGAAAUUUCCUUCUCGUACAAAAUCACAUGGGUAUACUACGGAAUGACCAGAGACGAAAACGGAAAGAAGACACUGCGAGAAUGUACCCAGAUGCCAGGAGGCGUCGAGAUGGAUUUUGAGAGGGCAGAGCCGGGGAAGACGGUGGUUAUUGGCGAGGGGAAAGCAGGAGAAAAAGAAAAAGAAAAAGAAAAAGAGGCGAUGAGUGAGGAUAAGACAAACGAGGAAGAGGGAGAGGAGAGAUGGAAAAUCGAUUUGUAGAAUACCAACACGCUAUGUAUGGGUAGAACUCUGGAGAUUAUUAGAUGGGAUAUCGAGAUAGAACCAAAUCUCUGGAGAAGGAGUUUGGUUUGGUUUGGUUUGGCUUAGCUUGGCUUGGUUUGGUAUAUUUAUCACUGGGUUUGUGUUGUUAUAUACCUUACUAAGUAAGGGUUGAUAUGAUAUGUAUGAUGUAAUGAAUAAGAAGAAUAUGUCAAAAGCUGUCUCUGUCUUUAUCA
Messenger RNA from Botrytis cinerea B05.10, 1707 nucleotides. RefSeq lists its product as hypothetical. The coding region runs from base 353 to 1471 and encodes 372 amino acids. The transcript is spliced from 2 exons. The record is from RefSeq and is a predicted model, not a curated record. NCBI's taxonomy places the organism in Eukaryota, Fungi, Ascomycota, Leotiomycetes, Helotiales, Sclerotiniaceae.